CCAUGUCUCAUUUGGACAACAAGCAAUGUCUUGCUUUGUAGACAAACAAACGGAACCCAUAGUAUGAGGCACAUGCCAUGGGUCGCUCCCAUAUAACCCACACACUCCCCCCACUUGCAACUUCCACUACUGUUCCACCUUUGACCCUUCUUCCCCCUCUGCCAUGCCCCUCUCCACCCCUCCUUCAUGUUUUCGGGGCUUGUGAGAGGGAGGGAAUCCAUGGGCAUGGAGGUCUGGAGAUUCUGCUUGCUUGUGGGGAUGCUGCUGCUGAUGGCUGUGAGCGGCGGGGAGGCUCAGCUCAGCCCAAGCUUCUAUCAGCUCGCAUGCCCUAAUGUGGAGUCCAUUGUCAGGCAGGCUGUUGUGAAGAAGCUGAGCCAGACAUUUGUCACUGUGCCUGCCACACUGAGGCUCUUCUUCCAUGACUGCUUUGUAGAGGGUUGUGAUGCGUCUGUCAUGGUAGCUUCACCGAGCGGCGACGCCGAGAAGGACGCGCCCGACAACCUCUCGCUCGCAGGCGACGGCUUCGACACCGUCAUCAAGGCCAAGCAGGACGUGGAAGCUCGCUGCCCUGGCGUUGUCUCCUGUGCUGACAUCCUGGCAAUCGCUGCCAGAGACGUAGUAGUCCUUUCCGGCGGCCCCGACUUUGCGGUGGAGCUCGGCAGGCGCGACGGGCUCAUCUCUCAGGCCGAAAGAGUGGCCGGACGCCUCCCUGGCCCGGACUUGGACCUCAACCGUCUCUCCGACCUCUUCCGGAUGAACAACCUCACGACACAUGACAUGAUCGCCCUCUCGGGAGCUCACACCGUUGGCUUCUCCCACUGCAGCCGAUUCGCCGGACGCCUCUACUCAUCGGCAGUCGACCCGUCGCUCAAUCCUGCGUACGCGCGUCUGCUGAUGCGAGCUUGCCCGCACGAUGUCGACCCGACCAUUGCCGUCAACAUGGAUCCCUUCACCCCGACGGUGUUCGACAACCUCUACUACCGGAAUCUGCUGAACGGCGAGGGGCUGUUCUCUUCCGAUCAGGUGCUGUUCACCAACCUGCUAUCGAGGUCUGCAGUGAAGAGGUUUGCAGCCAACCAAACUAGCUUCUUCGGGGCCUUCACUACGGCCAUGGUCAGGCUUGGCAGGGUCGGAGUGAAGACCGGCAGCCAGGGAGAGAUCAGGAAUGACUGCACUGCGUUCAAUUAGCAGCAAACUACUAGGCAGCAAGAACAGAGAGAUGAUUCGUUGAGGAGCUGAUGACAAGCGAAUGCAAGUUGUUCAUGGAUCAGAUGCACCAAAAGAGUAGGCAGGAACAGGUUGCAUUGCCGAAGCUGAAUGAUUCCUGUAGUUUUCUGGGUUAAUUGCCUGCAUUCAGUGGUUCGAUAAUAUCUUCUUGCAUUGUUUCUGGCAUACAGUCUUCAGAUAUCUCAUGCAUUGCAGUGCAUGUACUCAGAAUCAAACAAGUUCAUGGAUGGCAUCCAGGUUAGCUGCAAUGAAUCCUAUUUUAUUAUGUUCUUAAUUUGCUUCGGAAGGUUCAAACUUCACCCUUGUGAACAUCCAACAUGUCACAUAUAAUAUUUAGCCAGGGCUUUAAAUUCCA
Molecule: messenger RNA, 1582 nt
Organism: Musa acuminata AAA Group (dessert banana)
Lineage: Eukaryota; Viridiplantae; Streptophyta; Magnoliopsida; Zingiberales; Musaceae
Product: peroxidase 55
Exons: 3
Coding region: 187-1188 (333 amino acids)
Biological process (GO): response to oxidative stress; hydrogen peroxide catabolic process
Molecular function (GO): peroxidase activity; heme binding
Source: RefSeq, a predicted model, not a curated record